GCCCACUGAAGAUGGCGGCGGAGCUGCAUCCGCGGAGCGGAAAGCUGAUCGGCCUGUCCAACUCCAACCGAACCGCCCGGCGCAACCAGCCAGUGCAGGAGUUCAACCACGGCCUGGUGCUUAGUAAAGAGCCGCUGAGAGACCGGGAUGUGUUCACCGUCCGCAUUGACAAGAAGGUGAACUCGUGGAGCGGUUCCAUUGAGAUUGGUGUGACUGCACUUGACCCUGCCGGGCUGGACUUCCCCAGCAGCGCCACAGGCCUUAAGGGCGGCUCCUGGAUCGUGUCGGGCUGCUCGGUGCUACGUGACGGCCGCUCGGUCCUGGAGGAGUACGGCCGCGACCUCGACCAGCUAGCCGAGGGCGACCGGGUGGGCAUUCAGCGUAGCUCUCGCGGGGAGCUCCACCUCUGGGUCAACGGGCAGGACUGCGGUGCAGCCGCGAGUGGCUUGCCACCCAAACUCUGGGCAGUGGUGGACCUGUACGGCAAGUGCACUCAAGUGACAGUGGUGAGCUGCGAGCCGCCGCCGCCCUCCACGGAGAAAGAGACAAUAGAGCGGGAGGCGGAGGAGGAGGAAGAAGAUGAGGAGGAGGAGGAGGAGGAGGAGGAAGAAGAGGUGGUGGUGUGUGGGGUUCGGGAGGAUGCAGGGAUCACGGCACUGAUGAAUGUGGCAGCAAUGAAUGGAAUGAUGAAUGGAGAUGAAGUGCCUGAGCUUAGCUGCAGUCACAGCAGACCAGACAAGUUCCCCAACAACCUGGAGCCUGACACGGUUCUAACGGAGCACCAGCUCUUUGACGUGUUCAACAACGCAAUAGUAUCUUUUUAUCGCUCUGAGGAUGAGGGCGGAGGGGAAGACGGUGGAGGAACGGGAGGCGGCGGCGGAGGAGGAAACACAGGAACCGACUCCUCUUCCAGAAACGACAGGGGAAGCUGCAGCAGCAGCGGAGGAGGUGCUGUCAACAGCGACAGUGGUAUAGGGACAACGGGAGGGAGUGGAGGAGGUGGAGGAGCUGGUGGAGACAGUGGAAAUACUAAUAACAGUCCCGCUGGUAACGGAGGGGUCGGGCCGGGGGUUGUGACAGGUGGGAUGACCACCAACGAUGCGCUGCUCUUCCACGAGAAAUGUGGCACACUGAUCAAACUGAGCAACAACAACAAGACGGCGGAGCGGAGGAGACCGCUGGACGAGUUCAAUAACGGCGUGGUGAUGACCAACCGGCCGCUCCGACACAACGAGAUGUUUGAGAUCCGCAUUGAUAAGCUAGUGGACAAGUGGUCAGGCUCAAUAGAGAUUGGUGUGACCACACACAAUCCCAACAACCUGGACUAUCCUGCAACUAUGACCAAUCUGCGCUCAGGUACAAUCAUGAUGAGUGGCUGCGGGAUACUGACCAACGGGAAAGGAACUCGCAGGGAAUACUGUGAAUUCAGCCUCGAUGAACUUCAGGAGGGAGAUCACAUUGGGUUGAUGCGCAAAGCCAGUGGAGCGCUCCAUUUCUACAUCAAUGGCAUCGACCAAGGUGUUGCGGCAGCCCAGACCCCCGGCGUGGUCUACGGCGUGGUCGACCUCUACGGCAUGGCUGUCAAAGUGACCAUAGUCCACAACCACAACCACAGUGACCGCCUCAGACGCAACAACGCCAUCAUGAGGGCUCUAUCUCCCGAUGUCGGCCGGCCCAGGCCAUCUCUCUCCCUCACACCAGACACAGAGGGGCCUGACCGGCUGCUCUUCCACACCAACUGUGGCCAGAAGGCCGCCAUCAUCAGUGACGGAAGGACAGCUCUGCGGCCACAUGCGACUGAUGACUUCAACCAUGGCGUGGUCCUGAGCAGCCGGCCACUGCGCUCCAACGAGGUGUUCCAGGUUCGCAUCGACAAGAUGGUGGACAAGUGGGCGGGCUCCAUCGAAAUCGGAGUCACAACGCACAACCCUGCAUACCUGCAGCUGCCCUCCACCAUGACCAACCUGCGCUCAGGGACGUGGAUGAUGACAGGGAAUGGUGUAAUGCACAAUGGAACAACAAUACUGGACGAGUACGGACACAACCUGGACCGACUCAAGGCUGGUGACACAGUAGGCGUCGUGCGGAAAGAAGAUGGCAGCCUCCACUUUUUUGUAAACGGUGUGGCUCAGGGCCCGGCAGCCUGGAAUGUCCCUCCCAGUGUCUAUGCUGUGGUUGACCUCUACGGCCAGGCUGCUCAGGCCACCAUCAUGGACGACAUGGUGGACCUCCCUCCUCUCCCAGAGGACAGCUCAGAAGGCCCCACGGCCAUGUCCCCCGGCAGCCCCUGCUCGGUAGGCGGGGCCAGCACAACCAACGACCUGCGUUUCCACCAGCUACACGGCACCAACGCCGUCAUCACCAAUGGGGGGCGCACCGCCCUGCGUCAGAACUGCCGCAGCGAGUUCAACGACGCUAUUGUCAUUUCCAACAGGUGCCUUCGAGAUGGAGAGUUGUUUGAAAUCAUUAUUCAGAAGAUGGUGGACCGCUGGUCGGGUUCAAUAGAAGCAGGAGUGACAGCCAUCAGGCCAGACGAACUCGAGUUUCCGAACACUAUGACCGAUAUUGACUAUGACACCUGGAUGCUCAGUGGAACAGCCAUCAUGCAGGAUGGCAACACGAUGCGCAACAACUACGGUUGUGACCUGGACUCUCUGACCACAGGGUCACGGAUUGGCAUGAUGCGCUCAGCCAGCGGUGACCUCCAUUAUUACAUCAACGGCGUAGACCAAGGUGUCGCCUGCUCGGGCCUGCCACCAGAGGUGUACGCUGUGAUCGACCUGUAUGGUCAGUGUGUUCAGGUGUCCAUCACCAGCUCCUCAGGCCCGCUUGACAACAGCCUCUGUACCAGCAACAUUACUGAGAAGAGCUUCCCCAUCCACUCACCAGGUACACAUCAGGGACCCAACUCAGUAGCAGGCGUUGCCCACCGGCUCCACAGUAAACAUGGUAAGAACGUGGUGCUGCUCGGUGAGGGCUGCCAGGCCGUCCGAGUAGGAGGUUACGCUCACGGCAUCGUGUUCAGUGUGAAGGAGCUGAAAGCAGACGAGCUGUUUGAGGUGAGGAUUGAUGAAGUGGAUGAGCAGUGGUGCGGUUCCCUGCAUAUCGGUCUGACCACGCUCGCACCCCCGGAGCUGCCGUCAUGCCCGCUGUCAGGUCUCUCCCCCUCCCUCCCGCAGCUCCGCACCAAGGUCACCUGGCUGCUCUGCGGCUCUGAGGUCCGUCGCAACGGUGUGCUGCAGCGCCAGAACUACUGCUGCUCACUGGACCGGCUGACGGUUGGGAACCGUGUGGGUGUGAAGAGGUGCAGUGACGACACCAUGCACAUCUUCAUCGAUGGAGAAGACAUGGGACCUGCAGCGACUGCAGUAGCCAAGAAUGUGUAUGCAGUGUUGGACCUGUACGGGCGGAUAACCGCGGUGUCCAUCGUGAGCUCUUCGCUAAUGGAGGACAUGGAAAGCAUCAAGGCGCCCUCGCUGUCCUCGGACAGCUGCAGCGAAGGAGAGGAGGACAGCACCCCCGUCAGAGAGGUCGAGACUGAGCCGUGCGCGCUGGUGCCCACCAUCAUGGCGUUCCUGGAGAACCACGGCAAAAACAUCCAGCUGUCCAAUCAGAACCUGACGGCUGCCAGAGUAUCCAGCUACAACCAGGGCCUGCUGGUCACCGCCCAGCCGCUCGCUCGCCAGCAGCUGUUCCAGUUUCAGAUCGACCGUCUGAACCCGUCGUGGACGUCGUCGCUGUCGUUAGGCGUGAUAGGUCACUCCCCCGACCGGCUCAACUUCCCCUCCACAGCGUGUUGUCUCAAACGCUCUGCCUGGCUGCUGCAGAGAGACUCCGUCUUCCACAACUCCCUAAAGAUAUGUGAGAACUAUGGUCCUAACCUGGACACUUGUCCGGAGGGGACGGUGUUGGGUCUGCUGGUGGACGCCAACAGUUGUCUCCACCUCUACGUCAACGGCAUGGACCAGGGUGUGGCGGCGCAGGACAUUCCUUCGCCCUGCUACUUGUUCAUUGACCUCUACGGCCAGUGUGAACAGGUUACUAUAGUAACAAACAAUGUGCCAGCUGUGGGCGGAGAGAGUGGUGAGACCCGUUGUCAGGGCGACAUGGAGAAGGCAGACAUGGUUGACGGAAUCAAAGAGAGUGUGUGCUGGACGCCCCCUCCAGAGGUCAACCCCAACAAGACCUGCGAGUACCAGGCGCUGUGCUCACGCUUCAAGGACCUGCUUACGUUACCAGAUGGCUAUUUCAACGAAGACGCAAAGUACAACCUGUGCUACUGUGAGUCCUGCCACAAGCUUCGGGGUGACGAGGCUUAUUACAAGAGAGGAGAGCCGCCCCGGGACUACGCCCUGCCCUUCGGAUGGUGCCGCUUCGCCCUCAGGAUCAAACCCCACUGUGAGGUUUCUAACGCACUGAAGAAGUGGCACAUCGCGUACCACGGCACCAGUGUAGGAGCCCUGCGACGCACGCUGGACCACAGCCAGCUGCUGCCAGGGACGUCGUCCAUCUUCUCGGUGUCCCCGGUGAAGGCAGAGGGUCCUAAUGGCUACAGUGAGCCAGAUGAGAACAGCGCCCCCGGGAGGGAGGUUCCCAGAGUGAGGCUCUCUCCCACUAUGCGCUACUCCGGCAUGGAGAUCUUUGCCCCCAAAGUGCAAUUUCAGGACCCCCGUUCUCACCGCUGCCACCAGGCUCAGGUGGGCUUCCAGGUGUGCGUGCGUCCUGGCUCCUACAAGGUGGGACCUCAGACGCUCAACCACAGCGAGCCCCUGGACCCUCGCUUCAGCAACUCAGAGAUCGAGUGGAUCACCAAGGAGCAGGGCGGCACGCUCCUCUACGGACUGCUCAUCCGGGUCGAGUGAAAAAAGGGAGCGACGAGGGAGGCAAUCGGGUGGAAGUGGGGGGAGGGUCCACGUGGGCCACUCCUCGUACUUUUAAAAAACUGACAACCAAAUCCAACCCCUGCCUUGAGCGAGAGACUCCUCUGGAAUCCAGCUGUUCCUACUGUGGAUUGUUGACAAUUCAGCAUUAUAGAUUUGUUUUGUUUAUUUUGUUGUUUUUUGUUCUUUUUUUGGUUGUUUGCUCUUGGACUCUUUUAAUGGCCGGGGGCUACGGCGGUUUCAAAGAAGAACAGACACUGCCUGCACUUUAUGUUUCGGACACUCGUGGGCGAUUUUUAAAACUAACUUCUCAUCGUCACGACACCUUAGUUCAUUUGCUACAGUUGUUGUUUUUUUGUUUGUUUUUUGCCACGUUUUUUGUUCUCAUUCUUCCCGACAUACUUGCACCCUCACAAACAGCUUAUAUUUUCUUUAUUUUGCACUUAUUUUAACACUUAAUCAUCUCCGCUCUGGUCAGUGUUUUAUUUUGGGAGGAGCUUGUCCCCUGCCAACCUGCACGUUAACCGACUGUCACCUAAAAAAAAAAGACGAGAGAGACGUGGGUCAAAAAAAGAAAAAAAAAACAACAACAAAAAAAAAGUGACGUUUUCAAAAAAUGUUUAAAAAAAAACAGAAAGACACUUGAAUCUGAGAAUGAACCCAAGAGUGUCUUGUGAUUGUGACUUCUUUAGGGAGAAGAUUUUAAAACUGGAGGAAGAAAAAAAUGUUUACACAUGUACCACUGUAUGUUGCUGUCCUCUUCGUGUCUCCACGUUAGCAGUCUGGCUACUUUAUCAGUCCUGUUUGCAUUUCUGUUCUUGGCCCUGGCGUCACGUCUGAAAACAUUCACAGGCUUUGCACUGUGGAGGGAAACUGGAAGGUUUUACAGAAAAAUGGACCUCUGGAAAACAACAAAAAAAAACAACCUCCUGCACCUGUUGGGAAGCUAAACAUUGUGUAUUGGGUAAUGGACGGUAACUUCUGCUCCAGCCUUACAGCUUGUAUGUUACAACUGAGAGGAUCCAUCAUGAGAUAUUUAAAUAUAUAUAUUUACUUGUAGACUUGAUAGGUUUUCAUACAGGAACAGGGGGGAAAAAAGGAGAAGCUUUACAUUUUGGGAAAUUUGCUUUUUUUUAACCCGGACCUAAAGUUAACGCCGAUCUCCUGAAGCUACUGCCAGCAGCUCGCUUACGUAGCUUAGCAUGAAGACUGGAAACAUGGAGAAAGCAGCAGAUCACCUAUCACCCUAUCAGCACCUCUACAGCUCACUUAUUAUGAAACAUGUUGUAUCUCGUUUGUUUAAUGCGUACAAAAUCUAAAUUGUAGUAAAGUUCGCCCUUUUAUGAGGAGGGGGGGUAUUUCUUGGCUAGGACCAGUUGCUAGGCAGCCAGUGGAGAGACACUGAUGGUUGUCUGGCAACCAAGAAGUAGUUCCGGCCAAGAAAACGUUGGUAGUGGAUUCGUUCGUAGUUUUUACAGUUUUUAUUGUACAGAUUAAACUAAGGAGAUAUAAGCUUCAGAGGUGUUACACUGUGAAAACCUGAUGAGUUAAUUUAACUCAAUUGUUGAAACUGAUUAAUAUUGAAUAUUUUAAUUAACACUAACUCAGUUUUGUGAGUUAUAAACAUUCUUGAUUAAGCAGCUUUUAUUAGAGAUUUUAGUUGACUGACUUUUUAAUCUUUACUUGUACUGUGAAAACAAAACCCGUUGUAAAAAGUACUUUAUCAAAAAUGUUUCACUUACAAAACUAAGUUAGUCUCACUUAACAUUUCCAGUAAAAAGCUGCUUAAUGAAGAAUGUUUUUAACUUACAAAAUCAAGUUAGUGUUACUUAAAAUAACUUAGUUUCCUGGCUGUGUUAUGUUAGCAUACAGCUAUGGAUCAGUGGGAUCAGUCUCAUCCAGCAAACUCAGCAAGAAAGCGAAUUUCCCAAACUUGACUUUUAUUUUUGUGGUUAAAUGGACUGAAGCCAAAAUGUUUAAGUGGUUUUCCAGAUCACUCCCGCUGUCUUGCACCCCUCCCCUCCCUCCAUCGUUUACUCUGAUCUAUCCACCCAUCAUGUCUGACCAUGUUUACCUGGCAGGACCUCCAGAGCCAACACCGAGGAGAUUCGAGGUCAGCAGGAGGACGAGUCGCCUGCAUCCCCCCCACCCGACCUACGCUGGUGUUUACAUGCGAAUGUUAUUAAUUAGGGCUCUUUUAUUUCAAAUAACAUCGAUUUACAUUUGUCAAAUGUUUAUACAAGGGUUUUAUUUAAUCCAAAACAUCUGCCUAAUGGUUGAUUGUAUGUGAACAGCUUUCCAAAGCGUAUCUUUUGUUUUCUUUUUCACCGUUCUCGAUCCUGUUGCCAAUUUGAUGAACCUGCUACAGAACAUGAAACCCCAACAUUUUCCAAGGCACAGUUUUAAUGAGUCAAACUCAAAAAGUAUAAUUAAAAGAAGCUCAGUCACCUUCUAAGAGCAGCUGUGAUCUGACUGAUGGAAGAUCUACGGGGUUUGGCAAAGGAAAAACUUCCAAUCAAAAAUGUGAAAAAUAUUAUUAUUAUAUGGGUUAUUUAUGGCCCAGUGCUGCUUUGUACAAUUUAAUUUGUAUUGUUUUUGUUUUUUUGUUUUCUGUAUGUUGCGUUGUACAGGCUGUUACAUAACAAAUCAUAUCUUCCUGAUUUAUAAAAAAUAAAAAUAAACUGACAGACAGUAUGCACAGAA
This is a messenger RNA of Dicentrarchus labrax (European seabass), 7583 nucleotides long. RefSeq names its product neuralized E3 ubiquitin protein ligase 4 (gene neurl4). The transcript is spliced from 29 exons. NCBI's taxonomy places the organism in Eukaryota, Metazoa, Chordata, Actinopteri, Moronidae. Bases 12 to 4862 code for a protein of 1616 amino acids. The record is from RefSeq and is a predicted model, not a curated record. Gene Ontology annotation, molecular function: ubiquitin protein ligase activity.